GCCAGCUAAGCUGUAAUAUAAUUGGAUUAACAAUAAUAAUAAUAAGCUCCCUUUUUCCUCUUCUCUUCUUCCUCCUCUUCCCUCGUCAAGCAACAAUAAAAGAAGCGGGCGGACAAGAGAUCGGAUCUCGCCUGAAUUCACGUCUCUGUCGCUAGGAAAGGGGAAGCUCUCCACCAUGAAAGCGCUCAUUCUCGUUGGAGGAUUUGGCACCCGUCUCCGUCCUUUGACGCUCAGUGUUCCAAAGCCACUGGUUGACUUCGCUAAUAAACCAAUGAUCCUGCAUCAGAUCGAAGCUUUGAAGGAUGUAGGAGUGACCGAAGUCGUUCUGGCCAUCAAUUAUCAACCAGAGGUGAUGCUCAACUUCUUGAAGGAUUUUGAGAGCAAGCUUGGCAUCAAGAUCACCUGCUCCCAAGAAACCGAGCCACUGGGAACAGCUGGUCCCCUGGCUCUAGCCAGGGACAAGCUAAUAGAUGGUUCUGGUGAGCCCUUCUUCGUCCUCAACAGCGAUGUCAUCAGCGAGUACCCAUUUGCUGAACUGAUCCGGUUCCAUAAAUCCCGUGGCAGCGAGGCAACGAUCAUGGUGACCAAGGUUGAGGAGCCAUCCAAGUAUGGUGUAGUUGUCAUGGAGGAGGAAACCGGAAAGGUUGAUAGAUUCGUGGAAAAGCCACAAACAUUCGUGGGAAACAAGAUCAAUGCUGGAAUUUACUUGUUGAACCCAUCUGUGUUGGACCGCAUCGAACUCAAGCCGACCUCAAUCGAGAAGGAGGUGUUCCCGAAGAUCGCAGCGGAUCAAAAGCUCCACGCCAUGGUCCUCCCAGGUUUCUGGAUGGAUAUCGGGCAGCCGAAGGACUACAUCACAGGCUUGAGGCUCUACUUGGAGGCCAUACGGAGGAGAAAACCAUACAAGCUAGCCGUCGGCCCACACAUCGUGGGGAAUGUGUUGGUGCACGAGAGUGCUGUAAUCGGAGAAGGGUGCCUCAUCGGUCCGGAUGUUGCCAUCGGCCCGGGAUGCGUGGUGGAGGACGGAGUGAGGCUGUCGAGGUGCACGGUGAUGAGGGCCGCCCGCAUCAAGAAGCACUCGUGCAUCUCCAGCAGCAUCAUCGGGUGGCACUCCACGGUGGGGCAGUGGGCGAGGGUCGAGAAUAUGACCAUUCUCGGUGAGGAUGUGCAUGUGUGCGAUGAGGUUUACAGUAACGGAGGUGUUGUGCUCCCACACAAGGAGAUAAAAUCCAGCAUUCUGAAGCCUGCCAUUGUCAUGUAGAGUCGUCAUGAAUGUUUCGUGUGCCUGUUUCCUUCUCCUGCCCCCACUCUUGAAAGCAUACUCCACUAGUUUGCUCCUGUCAUUGUAUGUCUGCUUUUGUAUUGGUUUGCAAGUGUAAGUCCUGCUUUGUGUAAAGAAUGUUUGUGUGUGAUUCUGUAUUUUUCUUUCUCUUGCAUCUUUUUGAAGUGUAAUAAGUUGCGUAAGCUUAAUGAGAACAUUUUUCUACUAUUCAA
This is a messenger RNA of Musa acuminata subsp. malaccensis (wild Malaysian banana), 1494 nucleotides long. RefSeq names its product probable mannose-1-phosphate guanylyltransferase 1. Gene Ontology annotation, cellular component: cytoplasm. Gene Ontology annotation, biological process: GDP-mannose biosynthetic process. Gene Ontology annotation, molecular function: mannose-1-phosphate guanylyltransferase (GTP) activity; GTP binding. The record is from RefSeq and is a predicted model, not a curated record. NCBI's taxonomy places the organism in Eukaryota, Viridiplantae, Streptophyta, Magnoliopsida, Zingiberales, Musaceae.